Molecule: messenger RNA, 559 nt
Organism: Hibiscus syriacus
Lineage: Eukaryota; Viridiplantae; Streptophyta; Magnoliopsida; Malvales; Malvaceae
Exons: 2
Coding region: 220-537 (105 amino acids)
Source: RefSeq, a predicted model, not a curated record
UUGCAGUUAUACAAAAUAAGCUUUCCAUUCCUCAAAUCAUUGCUUACCCAAAUGCAGGCCUUCCUCUAAAUUUCAACUCCCCAAUAGUUUCUUUUUUAAACCCUUUUAGUUAUUGCCUCCCACGACCUCUCCAUGAUUGCAAACUUCCAUAUGUGUCUUUUUCAAUAAGGUUCUUCUAAGCACCUUCACCAUUGCCAUUCUCUCUUAUGAUUUUUAUCAAUGUCAAACUCUGAAUCUGAAGUUUUUUCGUCUCCGUCUUCUGAUUCGGCUUCCGAGCCAUCCCCGGUUAAGGUUCAACUGGUUUCUAAAUUGGUAUCGGACCGACUUCUUGAUAAGUUCUUCGAUGUGUCGGAAUUCAACUUCGAUUACUCCAAGAGUGGGAUUUGGUCUCCCCCUGUUCAAAGAAGUGUCUUCAUAAGCUCCCCUGGGAGAAUAUUCAAUGAACAAGAGAUGCUCGAAAGGCUCAAAGUUGUAAUGGAAAGACGUCGUAGUAGUAGAAGAUUCAAUGCUUGUUUCAACGCAUCUUGCUGUUCUUGAAGCAACAGUGAAGGUUUUCUUA